AUGGAUGGGAACAACAGAAUCAACUCUACUGACUUCUUCCUCAUGGGGUUUUUUAGUUACAAUGUGGUCUCAAACCUCAUUUUUAUCAUUAUCUUCAUCAUCUUCUUUAUUGCCUUGAUGGCUAAUGGUGCCAUGAUUUUCCUGAUCAACACAGAUACUCGCCUCCACACACCCAUGUACUUCCUACUCAGUCAUCUCUCUUUCAUUGAUAUCAUAUACAUCACCACCAUAGUCCCCAAGAUGCUGGUGGACUACUUUUCAGGUCAGAGGACUAUUUCUUUUGUGGCUUGUACUGCUCAAUAUUUUCUUUACCAAACUUUUGUGGGAGCUGAGUUUUUCCUUCUGGGUCUCAUGGCCUAUGACCGCUAUGUAGCUAUCUGCUACCCUUUACGAUAUCCUGUUCUCAUGAGUAGACAGAUUUGUGUCAUAAUAUUGAUCAGCUCUUGGUUUGGGGGGUCUUUAGAUAGUUUUCUUCUCACCCCCAUCACAAUGAGCCUACCAUUCUGUGCCUCCCACCAGAUCAAUCACUUUUUCUGUGAGGCACCCACUAUGCUGAGGCUAGCGUGUGGUGACAAAGCUAUCUAUGAGAUGGUGAUGUACGUUUGCUGUGUCAUGAUGUUGCUAAUCCCCUUCUCUAUAAUUAUCACCUCCUACACUAAGAUCCUCAUCACUGUUCAUCAUAUGAACUCUUCAGAGGGGAGAAAGAAAGCCUUAACCACUUGUUCUUCACAUAUAAUGGUGGUUACCUUAUUCUAUGGGGUAGCCUUAUAUACCUAUAUGCUUCCCCAAUCAUACCACACCCCAGUCAAGGACAAAAUUUUCUCUGCCUUCUACACCAUCCUCACACCCAUGAUUAACCCCCUCAUUUAUAGCCUGAGGAACAAGGAUGUGACUGGAGCCAUGAAGAGAGCACUAGGGAGGUGUAAAAGGAUACCCAGGGUAACUGGAGAUGAAUUCUAA
This is a messenger RNA of Trichosurus vulpecula (common brushtail), 960 nucleotides long. Its product is annotated as olfactory receptor 2T6-like. The record is from RefSeq and is a predicted model, not a curated record. The coding region runs from base 1 to 960 and encodes 319 amino acids. Gene Ontology annotation, biological process: G protein-coupled receptor signaling pathway. Gene Ontology annotation, cellular component: membrane. NCBI's taxonomy places the organism in Eukaryota, Metazoa, Chordata, Mammalia, Diprotodontia, Phalangeridae. The transcript has a single exon. Gene Ontology annotation, molecular function: olfactory receptor activity; G protein-coupled receptor activity.